GAAAGUCCAAUUAUAGCGAAACUACAAUAUGGAAUGAAGAUUACAUUCAUCUUCAUCCUCAUCUUAUUCAUUGACUCUGUCAAUCGCGUCUACCGUGUCCAGGUGGAGCUCGCUGCGUACAGCAAAGACUCUCGUGGGGCGUACGUUGUUCGCCCCAGCAUGAUAUCGAACCUUUGGCUGACAUGAUCUAGCGCUGCCGUGGUGGGUUCUGAACGCAUGGAGGUUCAGGCUCGCAAAUUCUACUCCCAGCGAAACAUGUACCUCUGCGGUUUCACCCUCUUUCUGUCCCUUAUCCUCAACCGUACCUACGUCAUGAUUCUUGACCAGCUUCGUCUGGAGGAAGAAAACAAGCGCUUCAAAGGCGAAAAUACGGGCAAGGGCAAGGACUCUGCCGCACUUGGCAACGCCGGUAACGCCGGCGAGAUUGGCCGCUUAAAGAAAGAGCUUGAAGCCAAAGACCGUGAUAUUGAGAAUCUAAAGAAACAAGCCGAGGGUCUGUCACGCGAGUACAACCGCAUGGGUGACGAGAUCUCUCCCAAGGAUGGUACCCCGAAGAAGACUAAAUAAACUCCCGCUCGUGUCUCCAUGACUCCUGCAGUGUACUUCUAGCUGCAGCGUGCUCGUUGCGUUACCUUACACGGUCAAUUCAUGGUAGCUACUUGAGUAAGAGCCGGAUUGAACAAAGAGGA
Messenger RNA from Pseudovirgaria hyperparasitica, 689 nucleotides. RefSeq lists its product as uncharacterized. NCBI's taxonomy places the organism in Eukaryota, Fungi, Ascomycota, Dothideomycetes, Acrospermales, Acrospermaceae. The transcript has 2 exons. The annotation marks the transcript as partial. Gene Ontology annotation, cellular component: endoplasmic reticulum; endoplasmic reticulum membrane. Gene Ontology annotation, biological process: endoplasmic reticulum to Golgi vesicle-mediated transport; intracellular protein transport. The record is from RefSeq and is a predicted model, not a curated record.